Messenger RNA from Hippopotamus amphibius kiboko, 4648 nucleotides. Its product is annotated as aldehyde oxidase 1. Lineage: Eukaryota; Metazoa; Chordata; Mammalia; Artiodactyla; Hippopotamidae. Gene Ontology annotation, molecular function: 2 iron, 2 sulfur cluster binding; oxidoreductase activity; molybdopterin cofactor binding. Bases 109 to 4125 code for a protein of 1338 amino acids. The transcript has 35 exons. The record is from RefSeq and is a predicted model, not a curated record.
ACUUCAGGCUCCUGCAGCCCGGUCUGCGUCGCUGGUCCCAGGUGCCGGCGACUCCUCCUCGAGACCCUCGGACCCCGAGCCCGCCUGGUGGGACUGCGGGCCGCCACCAUGGACGGGGCGGCCGAGCUGCUCUUCUACGUGAACGGCCGCAAGGUGAUAGAAAAAAAUGUCAAUCCUGAAACAAUGCUGUUACCAUAUCUGAGGAAGAAGCUCCGACUCACAGGAACUAAAUAUGGCUGUGGAGGCGGAGGCUGUGGUGCCUGCACAGUGAUGAUAUCACGAUAUAACCCCAUUACCAAGAAGAUAAGACAUUAUCCAGCCAAUGCCUGUAUGAUUCCCAUCUGUUCUCUGUAUGGUGCUGCCGUCACCACAGUAGAAGGCAUAGGAAACACAAAGAUCAGGCUUCAUCCUGUUCAGGAGAGGAUUGCCAAGUGUCACGGCACACAGUGUGGCUUCUGCACCCCUGGGAUGGUGAUGUCCAUCUACACGCUGCUCAGGAACCACCCGGAGCCCACCCUGAGUCAGUUAACUGAUGCUCUUGGUGGUAACUUGUGCCGUUGCACUGGAUACAGGCCCAUAAUCGAUGCAUGCAAGACUUUCUGUAAAACUUCUGGCUGCUGUCAAAAUAAAGAAAAUGGGGUUUGCUGUUUGGAUCAAGGGAUAAAUGGAUUACCAGAGGUUGAGGAAGGAAAUGAGACAAGUCUAAAACUCUUCUCAGAAGAGGAGUUUCUGCCAUUGGAUCCAACUCAGGAAUUGAUAUUUCCUCCUGAGCUAAUAACAAUGGCUGAGAAACAACCACAAAGGACCAGGAGUUUUGCUGGUGAUAGAAUGACAUGGAUUUCCCCAGUGACCCUGAAGGAACUUCUAGAAGCCAAAGUCAAGUAUCCCCAGGCCCCUGUUGUCAUGGGGAACACCUCUGUGGGGCCUGACAUGAAAUUUAAAGGCAUCUUUCACCCAGUUAUAAUUUCUCCUGAUACAAUUGAAAAGCUGAGUGUUGUAAACUGUACAGAUAAUGGGCUGACCUUAGGUGCCGCCCUCAGCCUGGCUCAGGUGAAGGACAUCCUGGCUGAUGUGAUCCUGAAGCUCCCAGAGGAGAAGACACAGACGUACCAUGCUCUCUUGAAGCAUUUGGAAACUCUGGCUGGAUCCCAGAUCAGGAACAUGGCUUCUUUAGGGGGCCACAUAGUGAGCAGGCAUCCAGAUUCAGAUCUGAACCCCCUCCUGGCUGUGGGCAACUGUACCCUCAACUUGCUAUCAAAAGAAGGAAAACGACAGAUUCCUUUGAAUGAGCAGUUUCUCAGAAAGUGCCCCAGUGCCGAUCUUAAGCCUGAAGAAAUCUUGAUCUCAGUGAACAUUCCCUAUUCGAGGAAGUGGGAGUUAGUGUCAGCCUUCCGACAAGCCCAGCGGCAACAGAAUGCGCUCGCGAUAGUCAAUUCUGGAAUGAGAGUGUUUUUUGGAGGAGGAGAUGGCGUCAUUAGAGAGUUAUCCAUCGCGUAUGGAGGCGUUGGUCCGACCACCAUCUGUGCAAAGAAUUCCUGCCAGAAACUCAUCGGAAGGCCCUGGAGUGAAGAGAUGCUGGACGCAGCUUGCAGGCUGAUUCUGGACGAAGUCUCCCUCCCAGGCUCAGCCCCAGGUGGGAAGGUGGAGUUCAAGAGGACUCUUAUCAUCAGCUUCCUCUUCAAGUUCUACCUGGAAGUGUCACAGGUUUUAAAGAGGAUGGACCCUGUUCGCUAUCCUAGCCUUACAGACAAGUACAAGAGUGCUUUAGAUGAUCUUCAUUCCAGACAGCACUGGAGUACAUUAAAUUAUCAGAAUGCAGACCCAAAGCAGCUUUCUCAAGACCCAGUUGGCCAUCCCAUCAUGCAUCUGUCUGGUAUUAAGCAUGCCACAGGAGAAGCCAUCUACUGUGAUGACAUGCCUGCAGUGGACCGGGAGCUGUUCUUGACUUUUGUAACCAGUUCAAGAGCUCAUGCUAAGAUUGUGUCUGUUGAUCUGUCAGAAGCUCUCAGUCUGCCGGGUGUGGUGGACAUCCUGACUGAGGAACAUCUUCAAGGCGUCAACUCCUUCUGCCUCUUAACCAAACCUGAGAAACUUCUGUCCACAGACGAGGUAUCUUGCGUGGGUCAGCUUGUCUGUGCCGUGAUUGCCGAUUCAGAGGUUCAGGCAAAGCGAGCUGCUCAGCGAGUGAAGAUUGUCUACCGAGAUUUGGAGCCACUGAUCCUUACCAUUGAGGAAGCUGUGCAGCACAAGUCCUUCUUUGAGCAAGAAAGGAAACUAGAGUAUGGAAAUGUUGAUGAAGCAUUUAAAAUGGUGGAUCAAAUUCUUGAAGGUGAGAUACACAUGGGAGGUCAAGAACAUUUUUAUAUGGAAACCCAAAGCAUGCUCGUUGUUCCCAAAGGAGAGGAUCAAGAAAUUGAUGUCUACGUGUCCACACAGUUUCCCAAAUACAUACAGGACAUAGUUGCUUCUACCUUGAAACUCCCAGCUAACAAGGUCAUGUGUCACGUAAAGCGUGUUGGCGGGGCUUUCGGGGGGAAGGUGAUAAAAACCGGCAUCUUGGCAGCCAUCACCGCAUUUGCUGCAAACAAGCACGGUCGUGCCGUGCGCUGCAUUCUGGAACGAGGAGAAGACAUGUUAAUAACCGGAGGGCGCCACCCUUACCGUGGAAAGUAUAAAGCUGGGUUCAUGAACGAUGGCCGGAUCCUGGCCCUGGACAUGCAGCAUUAUAGCAACGGAGGCGCCUCCCUGGAUGAGUCAUUAUUUGUGAUAGAGAUGGGACUUCUGAAAAUGGAAAAUGCCUACAAGUUUCCCAACCUGCGCUGCCGGGCGUGGGCGUGCAGAACCAACCUUCCAUCCAACACGGCUUUGCGAGGAUUCGGCUUUCCUCAGACAGGGCUAAUCACCGAAUCCUGUAUCACAGAAGUUGCAGCCAAAUGUGGGUUGUCCCCUGAGAAGGUCCGAACGAUAAAUAUGUACAAGGAAAUUGAUCAAACACCCUAUAAACAAGACAUUAAUGCCAAGAACCUGAUCCAGUGUUGGAAAGAAUGCAUGGCCAUGUCUUCUUACGCCCUAAGGAAGGCAGCUGUGGAAAAAUUCAACUCAGAGAAUUACUGGAAGAAGAAGGGGCUGGCAAUGGUCCCCCUGAAGUUUCCUGUCGGCCUUGGAUCAGUGGCUGCUGGUCAGGCGGCUGCCCUGGUUCACAUUUAUCUAGAUGGGUCUGUGCUGGUGACUCACGGUGGAAUUGAAAUGGGGCAGGGGGUCCACACUAAAAUGAUUCAGGUGGCCAGUCGUGAAUUAAGGAUGCCACUGUCCAACAUCCACCUGCGGGGAACAAGCACGGAAACCAUCCCUAACACAAAUAUCUCUGGAGGUUCUGUGGUAGCCGAUCUCAACGGAUUGGCAGUGAAGGAUGCUUGUCAAACUCUUCUAAAACGCCUUGAACCCAUCAUCAGCAAGAAUCCUGGAGGCACUUGGAAGGAUUGGGCACAGGCUGCUUUUGAUGAAAGCAUUAGUCUUUCAGCUACUGGAUACUUCAGGGGUUACGAGUCGAACAUGAACUGGGAGACAGGCGAAGGCCAUCCUUUCGAAUACUUUGUUUAUGGAGCUGCCUGUUCCGAGGUUGAGAUAGACUGCCUGACAGGCGCUCAUAAGAACAUCAGAACAGACAUUGUCAUGGAUGUUGGCUGCAGUAUAAAUCCAGCCCUUGACAUAGGCCAGAUUGAAGGUGCAUUUAUUCAAGGCAUGGGACUUUAUACAAUAGAGGAACUGAAUUAUUCUCCUCAGGGUGUCCUAUACACUCGGGGCCCAAACCAAUAUAAAAUCCCUGCCAUCUGUGACAUCCCCAUGGAGCUGCACAUUUCUUUGUUGCCUCCAUCUCAAAACUCAAAUACCCUGUAUUCGUCUAAGGGUCUGGGAGAGUCUGGGAUAUUCCUGGGGUGUUCAGUGUUUUUCGCCAUCCACGACGCGGUAAGUGCAGCGCGACAGGAGAGAGGCCUGUUUGGACCGUUGAAGCUCAGUAGUCCACUGACCCCGGAGAAGAUUAGAAUGGCCUGUGAAGAUAAGUUCACAAAAAUGAUUCCAAGAGAUGAACCUGGGUCCUAUGUUCCUUGGAGUGUACCCGUAUGAAUCAAAUACAAACUUCUGGCAAAGAUCGGGUGACUCUUCCAACAAAGCAAUCUAUCCAGUCUCAAUGCUCUAGGAUGAUGGGUCUGAAAGACAGAUUUUCGCAGUUCAGAAAUCAUUUCACAGAAUAUUGCUUUUAUAGGAUGCUGAUUUUAAAUGUUCCAUUUAGAAGUUGAUAGAUAUGCUUAAACAAUGUAGAAAUCAUAUUUUAAAUGGCAUAAAUGCUAACUGGUUUCCUCUAGAGUGGCAUUCUCUAUUAUUCUGUCCCUUAAAUCCAUCCAGCCGAAUGGAAUGGAAGAUGAUGGUUUGUAUGUGAUUCAUAGUUGGCUUGUACCCACCAACAGAAAUUAUACUGUCUAGUGAAAGGCAAUUUUCUAAAUAAUUUUAUUAGUGUGAACUGUAAAGUUGUCAUUUUCUCAUUUGUCCCCAUCUGCUAUCACCUUCUUUUUCUUGUCAGAAUGGAUCCAGGCACUGUAUCUAAAGAGUCUGUGUGACCAAAGAAAAAAAACAGAUAAAUUGAACUUCA